AUGUUGCCCGCUGUGGCCUGUUUAAACGCAUUUUUUUUUGUGUGGUUCAUUUUUACCUUGUUGAAAAAUAAACUGAGCUACAAUGCAAGCGAAAGACAAAAUGGUCCUGUCGAAAUUGGAGUGGUCCUGGGCUCCGGAGGGCACACAUUCGAGAUGUUACAGAUAUUGAAGCUCAUCAAAGAUAGCAACAUAAGUUUUCACUUUUUUUACGCAAAUAAUGACCCAUUGAGUAGGGAAAAGGCAGAAAAUGCCUUAGAGGAAUACAAAAAGGAUUUCUUUGCAAUUCCAAGAUGCCGAAAUGUUGGUGAGUCAUACGUACGAUCGUCAGUGAAACUUUUUUUUGCGUUCAUUUAUUGUUUAUUUUUAACAUACAGAAUGAACAUGAGCGUUUUGAUGGUGAAUGGCCCAGGAACAUGUCUGCCUGUUGCAUUUUCCCUGCUAUUCAGAAAAUAUUUUUUUUUUAAAAAAAUAAAAAUUGUUUAUUUGGAAAGUGUUUGCAGAAUAUAUUCCCUCUCCCUGACUGCAAAAAUUUUGUAUAAUUUUUCUGAUUUGUUUGUUGUUUUUUCCGAACAUUUGCAGAAAAGGUACAAAAAGGCCAAAUAUUAUGGCUACUUGUUCUGA
This is a messenger RNA of Plasmodium vivax (malaria parasite P. vivax), 621 nucleotides long. RefSeq lists its product as hypothetical. Gene Ontology annotation, biological process: dolichol-linked oligosaccharide biosynthetic process. The transcript has a single exon. NCBI's taxonomy places the organism in Eukaryota, Apicomplexa, Aconoidasida, Haemosporida, Plasmodiidae. The record is from RefSeq and is a predicted model, not a curated record. Bases 1 to 621 code for a protein of 206 amino acids. Gene Ontology annotation, cellular component: UDP-N-acetylglucosamine transferase complex.